Messenger RNA from Hemiscyllium ocellatum (epaulette shark), 5570 nucleotides. Its product is annotated as epidermal growth factor receptor kinase substrate 8-like protein 1. Gene Ontology annotation, cellular component: plasma membrane; ruffle membrane; vesicle. NCBI's taxonomy places the organism in Eukaryota, Metazoa, Chordata, Chondrichthyes, Orectolobiformes, Hemiscylliidae. The coding region runs from base 386 to 2545 and encodes 719 amino acids. The record is from RefSeq and is a predicted model, not a curated record. The transcript is spliced from 21 exons. Gene Ontology annotation, molecular function: actin binding. Gene Ontology annotation, biological process: positive regulation of ruffle assembly; Rho protein signal transduction; regulation of Rho protein signal transduction.
AAACCCGCUGACAAAGUUUACAACGUUUGCUGAGACUUUGAUUUCAGAAUCCAGUGGAUAGAAUUCCCAGGGAAGGCAGCAUGGAAACGUGAAGCUGUUGGAUUUUUCAGGAGGGAGAGAGAGAGAGAGAGAGAGGUGACUCGCAAAAUGGAGAUGGGCGUGGAUUUCUGUCUUGACUUGUGAGGUCAAUGCUGUGUCCACACCCUCUUUCAUGAACACACAAAAAAAGUGUACACAGCACACAGUCAGAAUUAGACAGAGCUACCUGCAGGGUGAGACACACCUGGGACUCGUUCGGUCAAAGUUGCUGCCGCAUUUUGUGGAUUUUAUUGAAGUGCUGAAGGAUUGGAACAUUUAUUGAUUUUGCCACAUCAACAGAUCAGCGAUGAGCUACGGGUCCAAAGACCUAAAGGGAAUGCUCCAGUAUGGGGAGAAGUCUUCAAAGCCCAGUGGCAGGUCCCUAUACGAGCAAAGGAAGAAAUACUCAAAUUCCAACUUCAUCAUGGAUGACCGGUCGCAGUACUAUGUGAACCACCUGACCACCUUCCCAUUGGGUCCUGGGGAAGAGACCCAAACCGUGGAGGAGUCCGUCAAGAAACUGAAGGCCCUGGACAGCAAAGGAAGGAUCUGGACCCAGGAAAUGCUGCUGCAGGUCAACAGCUCGGCCAUCAGCCUGGUGGACAUUGAAUCCAAGGAUGAACUGGAGACUUACCCACUGGAUGCGGUCAAACACUGUGACUCGCUGCUGGACAAGUGGAGGUUUGACUCAAUCCUCAUCCUCAUUUGCCAGGAAGCUCACCAGGCGAAUCCCGAAAUCCACUUCUUCCAGUGCUCCGAGGUUGGGGCUGACCUGAUUAAGAGCGAUAUCAACAGCGCGAUCACAGACCUGCAGGGUGGCGGCAGGAGGGAGAGACCAAAUGCUCUCAGAUUCAACCAGGAGAAAAUGAAUGAGCAAAGCACAUCGCCACCUUCCCCACCCAUAAUCAGGGCCCCCCAAGCACCAGCAUUCUACAACCCCAUGAGCACAGGGCACAGGGCAGUGCCAUCAUCUCCAACAAAAGCAGCCACACCGCCAAUGGCCAGUGCAGAACUCAAUGGGACAGGUGGAGUUCCACAAGACAUUUCUGAACAGAGGACAGCUCGUGAUGUGGCGAUUCUCAAUCACACGUUCGAUGAUAUCGAAGCCUUCAUGGUGAGGCUGCAGAAGACGGCUGAAGCUUUCAAGAUCCUGGACCAGAGGAAGAAGAGCAGAAUGGGGAAGAAGCGAACUUCCAAAGAGAGUGGGGAGGGUCUCCUGACACUGAGAGCACGGCCCCCGACCCAGGAGGAAUUUAUCGAUGUCUUUCAGAAGUACAAAUACUCCUUUAGCCUGCUGGCUCGGGUGAAGAACCACAUUGUCAAUCCCAGUGCGACCGAACUAAUCCACUUCCUGUUCUCGCCCCUCGACACGAUGGUGCAAACAGUGGGUCAGCAUGUCGCCAGAUCGGUCACCACGCCAUUCCUCACCAACGAUGCCGUCCACUUCUUGAAGAACACGCUCAAUCAGACAGAGAUGGCGCAGUGGCAAUCACUGGGAGACUACUGGACAAAACCCAGAUUGGAAUGGCCCACCGAACACUGGGGAGCGCCAUACUAUAUCCAAUUCCGAUCAGGAUGGCAGCCGGAUGAUCUGGAUCCCAACGGAGCUCUGUGGGAAGAUCCCGUGGAACUGCAACACAAACACGAGUUGCUGCGGAUGCAGCAAUCAGGCCCACAAACUGCCCCUGUCAAACAGAGCAAUGGGACUCACAAUGUGGGGAACAAACCGAUGAAAUGCAGUUACGACUUUGUGGCCCGGAACAGUAACGAGCUCUCUGUGUUGUCUGGAGAAGUGGUCGAGGUGCUGGACAAUUCCAAGCGGUGGUGGAAGGUGCAGAAUCAGAGUGGGCAGGUUGGCUAUGUCCCCUUCAACAUCCUGGAGCCUGUUCCUGCCCAGGAUGUCGUUGACAGUUCAUUUUUAUAUGCAGAAGUGAACAAGGGGAACCAACAAACUCCGAAAGGCACUCCACCCCCCACCCUCCCGAAAAGGGUGAGCCAACCCCACCCCGAACAGGUUGGCUGGGACUCGAACCUUGAGAAUCUCGGCGUGACUCAGAAAGAGAGAGAGCGUCAUACCCAGAUUAACGUCAUGAAUGAAGAACUCUUAUUGAGGAUUGCCAAUGGCAGAACAGCACAGCAAAAGUCCUUCCAGGUGCAGAAGACCCUUGACACCUCCGUCCCUCUGGACUACACUUCAUCCCCAAGUGAAGUCAAGACUUGGCUGGAGGCCAAAGGCUUCUCUCAAAUGACGGUGAAUUCUCUCGGGAUCCUCACUGGUGCCCAGCUCUUCUCCCUGCAGAAGGAUGAACUGCGGUCGGUGAGCCCAGAGGAGGGCACCCGUGUCUACAGCCAGAUAAUGGUCCAGAAAUCACUGCUUGAGGAUAAUCGGUCUGUAACAGAGUUGGAGGCCAUAAUGGAAAAGCAGAAGAAGAAGGUGGAUUCUGAAAUAAAGAUGUCGACCUUGUGAGGACAGGAGAAGCCCAUCUAAUUCCAAAUACAUAGACUUCAAUUUUUGUUUCGGGCAAGUCCUCGGACACCUCAGCUGCCAUGUUUGAUGUGACAAUGAGCGACAUUAGUAUUGUCCCCUUCACAACGCCAAAGUUACCGAAGGGAAAUGUACAUAGAAUGUAGAUUUGUCUUUCACUUCCAUGCAUAUUGUAUUUUGAUAAGAAUCAACCAUUUUAAGGGAUGAAGUUAUAUUGAUCUAAAAUUACACAUUCAUUACAUAUUCCGACUGGAAAAUGUCCUCCUCUCUAUCCUGGUAUGAUGGUCUUAAGGGUUGGUAUUUAUUGAGCUGUGACCAAUGAGUAGUUUAGAAUAACGAAAGCAAUGUAGUUUUCUCGAAGAACCUAACCCCUUGCUACAUUGAGACAGUACCCUCCAUAAUAUUCUCUCAGAGCCUGGCGAUAGCUUACUUGACACUUUAGCUGGGCAGAGGGAAAGGGCUCCCAUUCCAUCACUGUGACUGGUGAGGGCGGGGCAAGAUAACGGGUACAUGUGCUGUCAACUGGCUUUUUAAAGGCAGGGAGGUUAAAAAAAAUCAGAAAAUAAGUUGGUUUACAAUCUGGCUCAGCGGUUAGCACUGCUUCCUCACAGGGACCCAGGUUUGAUUCCAGCCUCGGGGAUGAUCUGGGUGGAGUUUGCACGUUCUCCCCGCGUCUGUGUGGGUUUCCUCUGGUUUCCUCCCACGGUCCAAUGAUGUACAGGUUAGGUCGAGUGGCUGUGGUAAAUUAGGUUGGAUCUGCGUGGGAUGCCCUUCGAGGUUCAGCGUGGAAAUAAUGGGCCGAAUGGCCGUGUGAUAGUGAUUCUAUGAAUUUGAGGGAUAUUUCUAAUUGCUUUUGAUAAGAUUUUAAUAUUGUAUUUAGAAACCGAUUUUUACAAACACACUACAUAUGUAAUUACAAAGUUAGUGACAGAGGUAUAAUGAAUGUUGACACUAUUGCAAUGUGGGAUUGAUGAAGAGUUUUGGAGGAAGCUUUGAAUGUUUACAACUCAUGGUUGGAGCUGCUGGUGAGGAAGACCAAACCUCAAUCUUCCUCCUGAUGUACUGUCCCGUGACCACCCUCCCGCCUGUUCCUAACCGAGAAGGAAUCCCAUUACCUCUCCCAGACACCUUCAUGAUGCCACCAACAUAAUGAUCGUCUGCUCUCAAAGCACUAAUGCCCCCCACAUCCCACAGAGGGUCCUUCUUCUUCAACCCUUGUGAUCCAAGCAGUCCAGGGGUUUCGUUGCUCAGUUGGGAAAUCCCAAGCUAUUAAUCUUCAGGCGGCAAUGGGGAAAGGACUGUGUGUAACCUCAAUCUUCCAUAUACCCAAAUUCAAUUAAGUGUCACAACUUUGUGCCAACAGCAAACUUAAGGCUUGCUAUAUUUAUUCACACCCUGGGACCUAUCCUCUCCAUGGCAAAGGAACAGGAACUGUGCCUCAUUUUCUUUUCAAAUUACACAAAGGUUUGGAGGACAUUAGAUUCCCAUUUUGUGGCAAUGCAUCACCCGAUUAAUGUCAACCUGCCGACCAAUCAGUGUCGUCUUCUCAUGCAAUACAAAUAGUUGCUCCUCAUUGAAGUUUUGGCAUUCUUGCGUUUGUCCUGAUGAGUGAAACAUUAGGACAGCGCAUCGCUUUUCUCGGCCAUACUCAGGCCUAAGUUGUAGGAAACAGGACUCAGAGGGAGUUUUCCACAACAGAUGCUAUUUCGUGGAGGGAGGGAAUCCAGGGUUGGCAAACUGUCCUCCAGUGAAUUCUCCUGACAUGCAUCUCCAAAUUGACCACGCCAGGAAGACACUGGUAAAGGUUUACUCUAUCUUGCCCCAUCAUAGAGAUGUACAGCACGGAAACACACCUUUUGGUCCAACUUGUCCAUGCCAACCAGUUAUCCUACCUUAUCUAGUCGCAUUUGUCAACACUUUGCCCAAAUCCCUCUAAACCCUUCCUAUUCAUAUACCAGCCAUGUGCCUAUUAAAUGUUGUAAUUGUACCAGCCUCCACCACUUCCUCUGGCAGCUCAUUCCAUACACGCACCACCCUCUGUGUGAAAAACUUGCCCCUCAGGUCCCUUUUAUAUCUUUCCCCUCUCACCCUAAAUCUAUGCCCUCUAGUUCUGGAUUCCCCCAACCCAGGGGGAAAAAAAAGCUUUUCUAUUUAUCCUGUCCAUGCCCCUCAUGAUUUUAUGACCUCUAUAAGGUCAGCCCUCAGCCCGAGUGAGGAGGGAGGGAAACACGCACACAGGACUCACACACUGACAGAUGUGUAAAAUGUUAACCAUCUACCUCAUGGGGCAAGGGUGCAGGAUAUGGGGUUGGGGAGGGAGAGAGACUUUCCGGCAGCAGUUGGGGGUGGCAUGGCUGGCUCGCAACGCUAGGAACCCAGGUUCGAUCCCAGCCUCGGGUGACUGUCGGUGUGGAGUGUGCACGUUCUCCCUGUGUCUACGUGAGUUUCCUCCCACAGUCCAAGAUGUGCAGGUGAGGGUGGGUUGGCUGUGGGGGAUAAAGGAGGGGGCAGCCUGGCAGGAUGCUGUUUGGAGGGUCAGUAUAGAGACUCGAUGGGCUGACCUCUAUGAUCAAUUGCAAUAUUAUCGAAACAAGAAGCACACCUGAGGGUCCAAUCAGCCUCAAUUCAUGUAUCUAUUUCCUAUUUAGCCCAAAUUAUUUUUGCAUAUUUAUUACAAAACAAUCCAGCAAGUUUGGUCCAUUGCUAGAAUGUGGCACUGUACCAAGUAAUUCUGUAUUAGAAUCCAGGAAUGAUGGUUAUGUAACCUUAAAAGGCAGACAACUUCCUCCUCAUGGUAUACUUGUCCUUCGCACAGUUGGCUAUUUUCUAAUGGUUUUUACCUAUCGUCACAGAAACUUGGUUUCACCUCGAGUGACGGUAAACAGACUGUCACCAGUGCACCUGAAUGCUGCUAUUUAUUUUUCACUUUAGAACCAGACCAGGUUGUGUUGGAGUCUGUGUCCUUCUGUAUGAAGUCAAUAAAAUGUACCGACAGAAAGUGAAACGA